Molecule: messenger RNA, 6360 nt
Organism: Caretta caretta (loggerhead turtle)
Lineage: Eukaryota; Metazoa; Chordata; Testudines; Cheloniidae
Product: zinc finger and SCAN domain-containing protein 20-like
Source: RefSeq, a predicted model, not a curated record
GCUAAACUUCAGCUAAAAUAAGCUGAAAGUACUUCACUACUACUAUUUGAGCAGUACAGGAGGAACAAAAUGUGUUUAGAAACAUUUCCCUCUGUACUGGUUUGGUACUUCAGUGGCUCCUAUUCAUAAAGAAUUCAUCUCUAUCUUGGGCAGUAAUGCAGGAGAGCUAUCCCUGGAGAAGAGAUGGGCGCGGGGGGGGUGCUGAGAAGCAGAAGAGGGUGGAGGUGGGCUGUGUUUUGAACUGGAUUAUCUCCAUCACUCCAUAUGCUGUAGCAAAUUAUCUGUAAAGGAAAGAAUUGAAGGGAGGAAAUGCGGAGUGGAAUACGCUGACGGUCAACCUGUCAAAUUUGAGGCUCUGUGUGGGUUAAGGACAAAUGAACAGCAAAAGAACUUGGCUGUUAGUGUCUCUCUUCUCUUCUGCUGCGGUUGAGAGGGCUGAAGAGGAGGCAGCUGUGUGGCUGGGAGCAGACCCAGCCAGAAACACCAUAGAAGUACUGAGAAGGCAACAGGAAGCCAAGAACAGCCAGAGAAGCACUUUUAAUGUGACCUUGAGAGAGAGCUGAGAAACAGCUUUUUGGAUAGAAUGCUGGCUGGAAAAAAAGCCAUGGAAUAUUAAGCAAGGAAACUACUGUUUGAUUCCUACUGUGUUCAGGGAAACAGGACUUUUCAUAUAUUUGGUCUACAUUACAGAGUUAAGUAGACUCAAGACAGCUGAUGACCUAAGUGUCUACACUAAAAAUUUGCUCCUGCUGAUGUAACUGCCCCGCUACACCGACUUAACUCCACCUCCAUCAGAGGUGUAGAGUCAGCACUAGCUAGGUUGGUGCAGUUAGGUCGAUGCAGUGUCAGUAUAGACUUACAUCGACUGUUACUGGCUUUCAGAAUCCAUCCCGCAAUGCCCUGCACUGACAGUAGAGUCGGUACAAAUGCUCCUGGUGAUGAGCACCAUCAACACAAGGAGCAUAGUGUGGCCACGCAAAAACGAUUUAAUUACUGACAUCAACAUACAGCUUCUGAACUUAAGUUGACUCAAUUUUGUAGUGUAGACAUGCCCUGAGGGAGCCCUACAUCAACUCAAUGGUUAGAGCACCCGCCUGCAGGGCAACAGACCCCCCUGUUCAAAGCCUUUCUCCCUCUGAUAGAGGGGGGGAAUUGGAGUUGGGUGUCCCACAUCUCAGACAAGUGUGCUGAAAGUUGAGAUGGGCACCACCACCUCCUCUGGCCAUUUCCCUCAAGAAACAUCUAAGGUGCCUAAGCUGCCUGAUUCCAGGAUUCCUGUUUGCGGAACCCUGACAGAGAGAGUUCCUCCCUGCAGCCUGGAAUUAGGUGCCUAUCUCUCAGGUGUGGGGAGGAGGGAGUGCUUUAGGACAUUUUGAUAUCUCCCAGUGUGUAUUGACAGGACAGAUGGAAAGUUAAGGUAAGCGCUGUAUGUGUUAAUUGCACGAAUUUUGGAAAGAAAAGUCAAUGGGAGACAUGCUUCACUACAGGUGUACUAAAGAAACUAGCAAGGCUUCACUAACUGAAUAACCACACUGAACAUUUUAUUCCUCACAAAAAGAUGAAAUAUUUCAUGCCCAGAAAAGUCGGUGUCCCUUCUACCUUCCCCAUCCUCCAAAUUUCUUUCAGUAAAGUAAACUUUGGCUUCUCUCAAAGGCAAGGGUUUGAGAGACUGAUUUAUUGUUCUUCCCCUCAACCUAAAAUGGGGAGGGAGAAAACGCUUCUGGUUCCUCUCCAGUCUUUCAGCCAUCUGUCUCUGCCUCCUUUCUCCUGUGCAUCCCCAAAGGCAAAUGAGGCUGCAGAAUGUGUAUGGAGACGCCAAAUUCUGAUUUUCCAAGAGCUCUUUUUGACCAAAGGCCAACCUUGCUUUCGUUAUUUCUUUAUUAGUCCUAAGCACGCACAUCCUCAUUGGCUCCAUACAGCUCCUGGGUUUUAUGGCGGGAACAGGGUUUAUCAUAAAAUACUCCACAGAAUACAUGGCUCAACAUGAUUGACAAGAAAUAUGUAAAUGCUGCUGGCUAAUACUUUGGUGGGGGGCUUUCAAGAAAACUUCAGUGUGCUUUAGUAAGUAAUAUUGGGGGGUUCAUUGGUUGACAGACUACCUGAGAAAUGUGAGUGCCCCAGGUGAAAUUCCCACUUGGUUCUAAACAAACAAAAAAGGAUGAAAAUAUUAUAAUGUAUAUUUUAAGCCUGAAAAGGGGUUUGUCUGUUUUUUUUUUUUUUUUAAAAAGCAAAACAAGUGCAAUGCUUUUUUCUGAUUUAAGAAAAAAAAAAUUUCAGUCACAAAUUUAAUUAACACAUUUUAUUUAUUUAACAAGCAUCAUCAGCAUGGAAGCAUGUCCACUGGAAUGGUGGCUGAAGCAUGAAGGGGCAUACAAAUGUUUAGCAUAUCUUUACAGUGACCAGAUGUCCUGAUUUUAUAGGGACAGUUCUGAUUUUUGGGUCUUUUUCUUACAUAGGCUUCUAUUACCGCCUACCCCUGUCUUGAUUUUUCACACUUGCUGUCUGGUCACCCUACAUAUCUGGCACAUAAAUACCUUGCAAUGCCAGCUACAGAAGUGCCUGUUCUCACUUUCUGGUGAUGUUGUAAAUAAGAAGAGGGCAGCAUUAUCUCCUGUAAAUGUAAACAAAUAUGUUUGUCUUAGCGAUUGGCUGAACAAGAAGUAGGACUGAGUGCACUUGUAGGCUCUGAAGUUUUACAUUGUUUCUGAGUGCAGUUUUGUAACAAAAAAAUUUACAUUUGUAAAUUGCACUUUCACCACACAGAAAUUGCACUACAGUACUUGUAUGAGGGUAAUUGAAAAAUACUUUCUUUUGUUUAUCUUUUACAGUGCAAAUAAUUGUAUUCAAGAAUAAUGAUAUGCUUUGACUUCAAUUACAACACAGAAUACAAUAUAUAUGAAAAUGUAGAAAAACAUCCAAAAUAUGUAAUACAUUUAAAUUGGUUUCAGAGUAACAGCCGUGUUAGUCUGUAUUCGCAAAAAGAAAAGGAGUACUUGUGGCACCUUAGAGACUAACCAAUUUAUUUGAGCAUGAGCUUUCGUGAGCUACAGCUCACUUCAUCGGAUGCAUACCGUGGAUACUGCAGCAGACUUUAUAUACACACAGAGAUCAUGAAACAAUACCUCCUCCCACCCCACUGUCCUGCUGGUAACAGCUUAUCUAAAGUGAUCAUCAAGUUGGGCCAUUUCCAGCACAAAUCCAGGUUUUCUCACCCUCCACCCCCACACACACACAAACUCACUCUCCUGCUGGUAAUAGCCCAUCCAAAGUGACAACUCUCUACACAAUGUGCAUGAUAAUCAAGGUGGGCCAUUUCCUGCACAAAUCCAGGUUCCCUCACCCCCCUCCAAAAACCACACACACAAACUCACUAUCCUGCUGGUAAUAGCUCAUCCAAAGUGACCACUCUCCCUACAAUGUGCAUGAUAAUCAAGGUGGGCCAUUUCCAGCACAAAUCCAGGUUUUCUCACCCCCCACUCCCCCCCAUACACACACAAACUCACUCUCCUGCUGGCAAUAGCUCAUCCAAACUGACCACUCUCCAAGUUUAAAUCCAAGUUUAACCAGAACGUCUGGGGGGAUGGGGGGUAGGAAAAAAUAAGGGGAAAUAGGCUACCUUGCAUAAUGACUUAGCCACUCCCAGUCUCUAUUUAAGCCUAAAUUAAUAGUAUCCAAUUUGCAAAUGAAUUCCAAUUCAGCAGUUUCUCGCUGGAGUCUGGAUUUGAAGUUUUUUUGUUUUAAGAUAGCAACCUUCAUGUCUGUGAUUGCGUGACCAGAGAGAUUGAAGUGUUCUCCGACUGGUUUAUGAUUCUAUUGUUUAACAGUAAAACUGCGAUUAAUCGAGAUUAAUUUUUGUAAUUGUGAUUAAUUUUUUUGAGUUAAUCGCGAGUUAACUGCAAUUAAUCGACCGCCCUAAUCUGUACAUUUAAACACUUGUUCAACUUACCUUGUUUUAUCUUCAGUCUAUAUCAGCAUAUUUUAAAUUCCCUGGGUAACGGUCAAGAUGCACAUGUUCUACUCCAAACACAGACUUUUGUGUCUUUGAUAUCAGACGUUUGAUCUAAGCUAAAAACUGCUUAUUUCGUUACUCCACUAACUUUCCUCAAAUGCUUGUGUGAUGGGUUUGGUCACAGAGACCCCUCCCUUUGGACUGUCACCUGAUGUGCUGAAACUCUGAGCCUGUUUUCCCUGUCAGCUUGGGACUCCAGAACCCUAUUUUGUUGAGCCAGAUACGCAAGCCUGCUGCAACACAGACCCAGCGACUGAACUACGUCCCCAAAGCUGCAGGCUUUAACUGAAAAACCACUCAGCAGGUACUCCUGUCUCCAGCACCCAGACACCCAGCUCCCACUGGGAUCCAAACCCCAAAUAAAUCAGUUUUACUCUGUACAAAGCUUAUACAGGGUAAACUCAUAAACUGUCCAUCCUCUAUAACACUUAUAGAGAGAUACGCACAGCUGUUUGCUCCCUUACGUAUUAAUCACUUACUAUGCGUUCAAUAAUAAGUGAUUUUAUUAAGAAUAAAAAGUAGGAUUUAAGUGGUUCCAAGUAAUAACAGACACAGCAAAGUAAGUUACCAAGCAAAAUAAAAUAAAACAUGCAAGUCUAAGCCUAAUAGAUUUAAGAAACUGAAUACAGGUAAAUCUCACCCUCAGAGAUGUUCCAAUAAGCUGCUUUCACAGACUAGACUCCUUUCUAGCCUUGGUCUACGCUAGGAGUUGAUGUCGAAUUUAGCAGCGUUAAAUCUAUGUAAACCUGCACCCGUCCACAUGAUGAAGCCCUUUUUUUUUACUUAAAGGGCUCUUAAAAUCAAUUUCCUUAAUUCACCUCUGACAAAUGGAUUAGCGCUUAAAUCGGCUUUGCCGGGUCGAAUUUGGGGUACUGUGGAUGCAAUUAGAUGGUAUUGGCCUCCGGGAGCUAUCCCAGAGUGCUCUAUUGUGACCGCUCUGGACAGCACUCUCAACUCAGAUGCACUGGCCAGGUAGACAGGAAAAGGCCCGCAAACUUUUGAAUUUCAAUUUCCUGUUUGCAUGGUCACCUGCAGCUUGCCACGCUGGCCGGAGCUCAUCAGCGGAGGUGCCCAUGAUGGAGUUCCAGAAUCGCAAAAGAGCUCCAGCAUGGACUGAACGGGAGGUACGGGAUCUGAUCGCUGUAUGGGGAGAGGAAUCUGUGCUAUCAGAACUCCGUUCCGGUUUUCGAAAUGCCAAAACAUUUGUCAAAAUCUCCCAGGGCAUGAAGGACAGAGGCUGUAACAGGGACCCAAAGCAAUGCCGCGUGAAACUUAAGGAGCUGAGGCAAGCCUACCAGAAAACCAGAGAGGCAAAUGGCCGCUCCGGGUCAGAGCCCCAAACGUGCCGCUUCUAUGAUGAGCUGCAGGCCAUUUUAGGGGGUUCAGCCACCACUACCCCAGCCGUGUUGUUUCACUCCUUCAAUGGAGAUGGAGGCAACACAGAAGCAGGUUCUGAGGACAAGAAAGAUAGCUCACAGCAAGCAAGCGGAGAAACCGGUUUUCCCGACUGCCAGGAACUGUUUCUCACCCUGGACCUGGAGCCAGUCCCCCCCGAACCCACCCAAGGCUGCCUCCCGGACCCGCCAGGCGGAGAAGGGACCUCUGCUGCAUGUGUUUCAAUGAUCACAGGAUCUUCUCCUUCCCAGAGGCUAGUGAAGAUUAGAAGGCGAAAAAAACGCACUUGUGAUGAAAUGUUCUCUGAGCUCAUGCUGUCCUCCCAUACUGACAUAGCACAGACGAAUGCGUGGAGGCAGACAAUGCCAGAGUGCAGGAAAGCACAAUAUGACCACAAGGAGAGGUGAUGGGCUGAAGAGAGUAAGUGGUGGGCUGAAGAGAGGGCUGAAGCUGAAAGGUGGCAGCAGUGUGAUGAGAGGAGGCAGGAUUCAAUGCUGAGACUGCUGGAGGAUCAAACCAAUGUGCUCCAGCGUAUGGUUGAGCUGCAGGAAAGGCAGCAGGAGCACAGACCGCCGCUACAGCCCUUGUGUAACCAACUGCCCUCCUCCCCAAGUUCCAUAGCCUCCUCACCCAGAUGCCCAAGAACGCGGUGGGGGGGCCUCCAGCCACCCGGCCACUCCACCCCAUAGGAUUGCCCAAGCAACAGAAGGCUGGCAUUCAAUAAGUUUCAAAGUGCUGUGUGGCCUUGUCCUUCCCUCCUCCACCAUCCCUCCUGGUGCUUCUCUCCUCCACCACCCCUCCUGGUCUACCUUGGUAGUUAUCCCCCUAUUUGUGUGAUGAAUGAAUAAAGAAUGCAUGAAUUUGAAGCAACAAUGACUUUAUUGCCUCUGCAAGCGGUGAUCGAGGGAGGAGGGGAGUGUGGUUAGCUUACAGGGAAGUAGAGUGAACCAAGGGGC